Acanthocheilonema viteae is the source of this 1383-nucleotide messenger RNA. The record is from the annotation of a GenBank genome assembly. Lineage: Eukaryota; Metazoa; Nematoda; Chromadorea; Rhabditida; Onchocercidae.
AUGAAACGUUCCGGAGGGGAUCGGUUUGGAAGUGGAAGUAAGAGGACACGAAUGGAUAGUUACGAAGAAGCUCUGGCAAAUGGCAAGUAUGAACUACGGUUGGUAGUGACGAGUCGAGGUGCUGGUGGUAUUAUAGGCCGAGGAGGCGAAAAUAUUAAGCGCCUUCGUUCAGAGGUACUGCAUUUGGAUGGUGAGAGGUGUGCUUUUGAUUUAUUAUUCCUUAUGAGUGAAAAAAUUGUCCGUGAGAAUAAAAUUCUUGGUUCCAGGAAACGGAUCUUUUUAAGUAAUCCAUACUUCAUUAAAGAAGCUGUUAAGUCACUUUUAUAUGCAACGGCCUUAAACAUUUUAUUGUUUGGCGGACUGAGCAACAUGAAUUACGAAAUUGUGAACACAGCCCAAACUAAUGCUCAUUUGCAGUUCGACGCGAACCUGACCGUCCCAGAUAGCCAGACGCCCGAACGCUUUCUUGCAGUACGGCAAGAUGAAACGAAGGAUUUUGAUUACAAAUUUGUUCCAAACAGCACACUACCUUUUCUUGCAGCCGUUGGCUUCAGAUUGGUAUUGACUCUCACUGCUACAACAGAAAACAUCGCAAAUUGCUUACGUGAAAUCAUACCACGUCUCGAUGAGAAUCGCGAGGAUGAUCAUGAUCGACGAGGGAAGAAAGCAGACAGAUCGGAUAGUGAAAUGAAAGUUUUGGUGCAUGAAUCUCAUGCAGGCGCUGUUAUUGGUCGUGGUGGAUCACGAAUAAAGGAGCUUCGCGAAAAAACUGGAGCACAACUUAAGGUUUUUUCGCGUUGUGCACCACAGUCCACUGAAAGAAUCGUGCUGCUGAAUGGUGAAGUGGAAAAAAUUAUUGACUGUAUUAACAUCAUUAUCGAUGUGUUGAAAGAGAUUCCAAUAAAGGGACCUGUUCGACCGUAUGAUCCAAUGUAUUAUGAUCCAGAUAUCAUUAAUGAUUAUGGUGGAUAUGUUCCUGAUCGAAAUUUCAUCUCACGUGUGGGUCGAGGAAGAGACUAUGGGUUUGGUAGUAGCAUGGUUCCCUCACGAUAUCCUGCAAGAGAUGAACGUUACAGUGGGGUGAGGGACGUGAUGGGACGCUAUUCACCUAUUCCAGCUAUGCAGACCACACAGGUGGAAACAACUGACGUUACAAUUCCGGAUGAACUAGGAGGCGCCAUAAUAGGUAAAGGUGGUUCACGAAUUAAUCGAGUGCGUGAAGAAUCGGGUGCGCAGAUUGAAGUUGAACCUCAUCGUGACAAUGGUGGUGACCGUAUUAUAACAAUUUCUGGGACCCGAGAGCAGAUUCAGGCAGCGCAGUAUUUGCUACAACAGUGUGUUCGUACAUCGGAAGCUGGAAGACGUUAUUUAAGCGAGCACUGA